AUGGCGCAUAAUGGAGGCUUCGGCGCUUCCUAUCGACCUCCGGCUCCUCAGCCUGCACCAGAACCACCGCUGAGCCAUCGCAUCUCAAACUGGUCUGUCGCCAGUGACUGGGAUACCUAUCAGCAACAAGACGAGUACGAGAGCCCCUCGAGUCCACUUCGCGGCGCUCGUGGAAGGGAGGCCCCGGCCUCACAUUCCUUUUCCCACCCGACUCAUUCUUCACCGUCGCAGCACGAAUCAGACGAAUCCGAACCACAACCCCGGAUAUCAAGGGCAUCAUCAUGGUCCGGAUCCUUCGCCUACAAAGGCGUCCCCAGAAUCGACCCCGCGCCUGCCACCGCAAACCCUUUGACGAGAAAAUCCAGUCGCGCUUUUCGACGGCCAUCGGUGCUGCGCUCGCAACAGUCUAUCCCCGAGGAAGAACACGACCUGUCGCUGCUGCGUUCUGCCGCACCCAUCAGUCAGUCGCAUCACGCGUCGGUCUCGGAAGAUGAACCCAUUUUCGAUGUAACCGCUACCCUCGGUCCCAUGGGGUUCCAAGACGACGGCUUCCUCAAGAAGUUGCAGGAGCAGGAGGCCAGCGGACACCUCACUGGAGGUCUCGGGGCCGGUUUCAAACCGGAUACCACAAUCAAGGGAGACGAUCUUCUGUUAUCGCCGGCGUCCCCCAAGAAGUCCCUUGCACGAUCUUUCACUCGACGCGGAAAGCUCAGUCGCACUGCGACACUCAAAGCAUUCGGCCAAGAUGAGGCCAACAAGCGAGGAGAGGUUAUCGAGGUGAUUAUAGAAGAUCCGGGUGCCAACCGCGGUGAUCAAGUCGAUCUCAGUGUGAUGGCCGGACCGGAUAUUGGAGAUGACGACGGUGGGAAUAUGCGGCAGGCCACCUUUCCCGUCAACAAGGGUCAGAAGACGCAAGUCUUCUACCCGCAUCCCAACUGGAAGCCAUUUCCGAUGAGAUGGCCUUACCUUUCUGCCCUGAUUGGGUUGUCCAUUGUGUUGGCCAUCAUGGUCGAGCUGCUGUACCAAAGGUCGCGCCACGACCCGUUGCUCAAGUUCCAGUUCCCGGGCGAUGUCCCGGGCGAGCAGUACUUCGCUGUCAAGUUCCUCCCGACCAUGCUUUCCGUCACGUACGGUGUGUUAUGGCAAGUGACAGACUUUGAAGUCAAACGCCUCGAAGCCUACUAUCAGCUCUCAAAGGACGGCGGCGCACUUGCGGCCGAGUCCAUCAACGUCGACUACGUCACGAGUUUGAGUUGGCUGCGACCAUUCCGGGCGUUGAAGCUGCGACACUACGCCGUUGCCGUCUCGUCCAUCUCGACGUCUUUGGCUGUGUCUCUGGUGCCAACAUUCGGCGCUGCGGCAUUCGUUCUGUACCCCGACAGGGCCACACGCCUCGCGCAUCCCGACCAGGAGAAGGUCAUCCGCCUUCACGCGGUCUGGUCGAGGUUGCUCUCGAGCACGUUGUGCAUCUGCGCAUUCUGCGGCUGCGUCCUCUUGUACAUCCUCCAACGAAGGAGAUCAGGUCUUCUGGCUGAUGUCAAAGGUAUCGCUGGUCUUGCGUCAAUGGCCGUGGUGAGCCACAUCCUCGUGGACUUUGCGGAUCUCGAUGUUGUUACCCACAGCGACAUUCAUGCCAAGCUGAAGCACCGUCGCUAUGUUCUUCGCAACGCCUCUUUGGCACCAGAUGACGAGAAUCCCGCGUCUUCUCAAGAACGAGACCAGUUCCGCGAGCAUUACCUGCCGGAUAACCCCCAUCCGCGCAUGUUGCGCCUCGACGGCUAUCUGCCGUACGUGAUCGGCAUCGUUCUCUUCAUCGGCUUCAUUCCAAUUUUCUUGUUCUCCGAAGCAAGCGUCAUCACCACCAAUGCGCCAUGGGUGGUAACGGCGCUGGCCGUCAGCAUCAAGCUUGGCUGGGGAGGACUAGAAACGGAUAUGCGGAUGAUGGAACCCUACUACAUCCUGUCAAAGAGGCAUUCAUCGUCCAGGACACUCACCUUGGAUUACACCGCCAUGCCGUUUGCGUACAUGCCGUUCCAAGCGUUCCUCAACGGUCAUGUCUUGAUGUUCCUGGUUGGAUUCGGCACCAUGAUGACGGAGCUUCUGACGGUGCUGCUGACUAGUCUUGCGACUGUCGUCGGCACCGAGUUCCUCGACGCCGCCAUCAAACCGCCCGAGAAACCCGGCGACCCCAACUUUGGCGGGAUCAACGCCGGCCAAGAGACGGUGUCGUCGUUCUGGAUCUCGUAUGGUCUGGCUACUUUCAUUUUGCUGUACAUGGGCACAGUGGCCACGAUCGUGUUCCUUCGAAGACGACAUCCGUUCCUUCCGCGACAGCCAAACACCAUUGCGUCACACUUAGCCUUCAUCCACCAGAGCAAGAUGAUCUACGACUUCGUCGGGACUUCGAAGCUGAGCAACGCGGGCAUGGUGCGCCAUCUCGAGAAGCUGGGCAAGACGUACGGACUCGGAUGGUUCGAGGGUCGUGACGGGCAGACGCACUGUGGUGUCGACCAGGAGGAGCUUCUGGGCUGUUAUAAGCACGGCAUGGAUUUCCAGGGGACGAACAAGCCGUGGAACCAGCAUUGGGAGACGUACGACUAA
Molecule: messenger RNA, 2601 nt
Organism: Colletotrichum karsti
Lineage: Eukaryota; Fungi; Ascomycota; Sordariomycetes; Glomerellales; Glomerellaceae
Exons: 1
Coding region: 1-2601 (866 amino acids)
Source: RefSeq, a predicted model, not a curated record